AUGAAAAUGUGUAUUUAGAUGAAUCAUAUUUACAACCAGAUGAAGAAACCAACUUAAUAUCAGAUAAUGAAUUACUCUUAUAUUCUGAUGAACAAGAUUUAUAUUUAUUAUUAGAUGAUAAUCUCUCUCUAAAUAAUAAAUCUUCAUUAGAAAAUAAAAAUUCUGUAAAUAAUAUACCUUCUUUAAAUAAAGAAUCAUCUAAUAUAUUUGCUUAA
Racocetra persica is the source of this 215-nucleotide messenger RNA. The record is from the annotation of a GenBank genome assembly. NCBI's taxonomy places the organism in Eukaryota, Fungi, Glomeromycota, Glomeromycetes, Diversisporales, Gigasporaceae.